CACCUUCUUAAGAGCACCACCAGACGUUGCACGAAGCAACCGAUCAUCACCACCACCACCACACCAUAGCCACCACCAUGGAUCGCUCGCCUGCCAAGUUCGUCUUGCUCCUCAUGGCAGCGGCAACCUGGAGCUGCUUCCUCGUCGCCGACGCAGGCAAGCUCCAGCCGAGCUGCAUAGGGCGCGAGAGGGACGCCUUGCUGGCCUUCAAGCAAGGCAUCCGUCACGACCACUACGACAACCUCGGGUCGUGGCAACAAGAGCGCCAAGAUUGCUGCCAAUGGGAAGGCAUCACCUGCGACAACGUAACUGGCCAUGUCGUCAAGCUUGACCUUGGCGGAAGAUAUGAUUUGGUCGGCCAGAUAAGUCCUUCCUUGCUUUCUCUAGAGCAUCUCGAGUACCUCAAUCUCAACUGGACGGGCCUGUGUGGGCCUGAUGGUGGUGUUCCAGAGUUCUUGGGUUCCUUAAAGAACUUGAGGCAUCUUGAUCUGUCCGGCAUGCCUUUCUCCGGUAUGGCGCCUCCUCAGCUUGGCAACCUGUCAAAGCUGGAAUAUCUUUACCUCUCCUACAUGGAUAUGUACUCAACAGACAUCUCAUGGUUAACUCGUCUACCUCUGUUGGUGCAACUUGAUAUGAGUCUUAUCAACCUCAGCUCAAUAGCCGAUUGGCCUCUUGUUGUGAACAAGAUUCCAUCUUUGAAGUUGCUCCGUCUUGUUGAGUGCUCGCUUUCAAGUGCAAACCAAUCCCUAGCACACCUAAACCUCACAAAUCUUCAAUACCUUGAUCUCUCAGAUAACUACUUUGGUCAUCCAAUUGCAUCCAGUUGGUUUUGGAACAUAACAAGCAUCAAGUACCUCGACCUUUCUGGUACCUCUCUCUAUGGUCCGUUUCCUAAUGAACUAGGAAAUAUGACGUCUCUCCAAGAACUUUAUUUUGGCCCCUAUUCUUCCGAUGGUGACUCACCCACCACAACUGCUAACACGGCCACAAUGACAGUAGACUUGAAAAAUCUAUGUGAUUUGGAAGACCUAUUGCUUGAUGGAAGCCUCUCCUCUGGGAACAUAACAGAGUUUAUAGAUAAACUGCCAAGAUGUUCGUCCAACAGAUUGCAGCGCUUGAGGUUGAGCCGCAACAAUAUGGUUGGAAUUCUACCAAACAGAUUGGGGAACUUAACCAACUUAGCUUUGUUGGACCUUUCUUACAAUAACAUUACUGGAGCUAUACCGCUAGGCAUAAGCAAUCUUUCUUGUUUAGAAACACUUGAUCUUUCUAACAACCUUCUUGCUGGAGCUAUACCGCUAGGGUUGGGAAAUUGCACUAGUUUGCAAUAUGUUUCUCUCACCAGUAACAGUCUCAAUGGACCUAUACAACCAGGGAUACAAAGCUGCAAUACAUUACAGGACCUUUUGCUUUCUUACAAUAGCAUUACUGGAGCUAUACCACCAAUGUUGGGAAACUGCACCAGUUUAGAAACACUUGAUCUUUCUAACAACCAUCUUACUGGAGUUAUGCCACCAGGACUGGGAAAUUGCACUAGUUUGCAAUAUUUUUCUCUUUCGAACAACCAUCUUACUGGAACUAUAUCACCAGGGACAGUGAGUUGCACUACAUUAAAUGACCUUGACCUUUCUUACAACAAUCUUACUGGAGAUAUACCACCAUGGCUGGGGAAUUGCACUAAUUUGCAGUCCCUUUCUCUUUCUAAAAACCUUCUCAAUGGACAUGUCCCAUCUGAGAUUGGUCUGCUCGGCAAUUUGACUAGACUCGAUCUUAGCAACAAUAAUCUAGAUGGUGUGAUAAGGGAGGAACACCUGGUUGCUCUAAAGAACUUAGAACACCUGGAUCUAUCACACAAUUCUUUCUCAGGGCAUCUGCCAUCAGAGUUUGGAGCUACCGGAUUAUUAGAAUUGACAUUAUCCUCCAAUUACUUCAGUGGGCAUAUUCCUGAAUAUAUUUGUAUGUUUUGGAACCUAGUUGUCUUGGAUUUAUCAGACAACCUUUUCAUGGGUGGACUUCCUCGAUGUUCUCGAAAGCCUAACCUGGUUUUCCUGAUUUUAAAUCACAAUAAGUUUUCUGGCAAGUUCCCAUCAUCACUGAAGAACUACUCGAGUUUGGCAUUCAUGGAUCUUUCAAUGAAUAGUUUCUAUGGAACAUUACCAUCAUGGAUUGGAGAUUUAGUAUAUUUGCGCUUUCUGCAGCUAAGUCACAAUUUCUUGUGUGGAGAUAUUCCAGUGACUAUCACAAAUCUUAAACGUCUUCGUCAACUGAGUUUAGCAGGAAACAGUAUAUCUGGUGUUAUUCCUUUUUCUUUGUCAAAUUUAACAGCAAUGACCCAGAAACAUCCGAAGAAACCUGGGGUCGACAUGUUUGUAUGGUACACCAGCCGUGUGGGUAAAUUUAGAGAAGUUUGGUCUAUAGUGAUGAAGCGUCAGGAACUUAAGUAUGGUGCUAGAAUUUUUGAUGUGAUCAGUAUGGACCUGUCGCUCAACAAUCUAACAGGUGAAAUUCCAGAUGGGAUAACCUCUCUCAAUGGACUAUUGAAUCUAAACUUAUCAUGGAACCAAUUGAGUGGAAAAAUUCCAGAUAGGAUUGGAGCUAUGGAAUCACUUGAAUCGCUCGACCUCUCAAGGAACAACCUUUCUGGUGAAAUCCCAACAAGCUUGACAGAUUUGACUUAUUUAAGCUCCUUGGACCUGUCAUAUAACAAUCUCACAGGAAGAAUUCCACCGGGACGCCAACUUGACACCCUCUACUUGGAGAACCAGUCCAUAUACACGGGCAAUGUUGGUCUGUGUGGCCCUCCUCUUGAAAGGAAUUGCUCACGAAACAAUGCACCAGAGCAUGACAAUCAACAGAAAAUCAAGAAGGUUUCUGAGCCUGUGUUGUUCUUUUACUUUGGACUUGGGUCUGGGUUUGUUGCUGGCCUCUGGGUCGUGUUUUGUACCCUACUGUUCAAAAAAGUGUGGAGACUUGCCUAUUUCCGCCUCUUCGACAAGUUGUAUGACAAGGCAUAUGUAUUUCUGGUUGUUACCUGGGGCAGGAUAAAACACAAGGAGACAAAAACUUGAGCGCGGUGCUCAAUAAAAUAAUGCAAAUCUGGUGAUGUUUUUUCACCCUACUCCUCAUGUUUAUGAAUAAAUAAAGGUGCACAUGUUAAACAAUAGGCUUGUUCAAUUGUUCACAUGUCAUGUACCAGGUUAGUUAGGAUUGAUCCUUAUCCUCUGUAGAGUCUGUUGUAUAGCUUGAUGUGAGGAUCAAUCCUACUAACCACCUACCUCUGUAACUCUUAGAUCUAUUUAACAUGCACGUGUCCCUGCCAAGAGGCAUACACUUCCACGCAUACAGUUUUACAUAGUAUUAGAGCUGGCCUCGCAAUCAUCCAUGAUGAGCUCUUCAAGUUCCUUCCCCUCAUCUCUGUUUGCUCACGUCGCAACAGAGAAGCUCACCAAGGGGAACCAGGUGUUGUGGCUGGCCUCUAGGUCGUGUUUUGCACCCUACUGUUCAAGAAAGUGUGGAGAGUUGCCUAUUUCUGCCUCUUUGACAAGUCGUAUGAAAAACAAUGUUUUGUGGUUGUUACUUGGGGCAGGAUAAACUGCAAGGCGACAACAACUUAAGUGCGUCACCAAAUAACUAAUUCAAAUCUGGUGAUGUUUUUUCACACUACUACUAUCGUCUGAAAUAAAUAAAGGUGCCAAAGCAUUUAGGAGCUUGCGCUAGAAUGUGUUCUUUUCUCUCCAGUAGGCUUGUAAUAAGAGCUUUGUUCUAAUGCAUGUAACUGUUAUACUGGAUUGUACUUGUGAGUCAUGAUGAACUUGGAUGGUUUAGUUUUUCCAGCACUCACUCCCUCUGUGUUGAUGGUUCUUAAUCUGUAAACGAAUGUUUUGUGAGCCAUGCUAUAUUGUUAAGCUUUCAGUGAGGGUUGUCCAUAAGGAACUAAAAGCCAUCAAGCACAACAAAAUGAACUAACAAUGCGACGGAUUAUCCAUCUCUAUAGAUGUAAGAAUCAUCACAUUAGGACUGAGCCAAGUUUCAUAUGGCUGCAAGAUUGAACAUCAAGCACUUCUUGAGGAGGACAACACUAGCAGGAUACAAUACGAGGGCACACGUGCAACCAGAGUUUGAUAUGAAGUGUGGGCAUUCGGUUUUUGUAUUUCGUUCUUUUUGAAGAUUCAGUUAGACAAGAUGACAGCUGAAAUUUGUAGCUAAAGCCGUGAAACCAGAGGUUUGGUAUAUAAAUUUACCACUGAGGCACUGAGUUAAAAGAACGUCCUUCUAGUAGACUAGUAUAGUCAGUACAUAUACUAAAGCGGGAAGGCUUUGGUUUUUCUCCUCUCUCUACUUUUAUUUUUAUUUUUACUGUUCAAUUUUACGUGGCCACAGUGAAUAGUGUCCUGCAUGUGAGAAGUGACCGUGCAUGAACAAUACCCCCGUGUGAACUGUGUUUUCUUAGAAAACAUACACAUACUGUAAAAAAAUUGGGACUUUUCUACACAACAUUUCUCUUCAUCGUCAUGCCAAUGCAGAGCUACCUCGAUCAUCUUUCGAUCAUUUCCGGUGAUGGUUCUGCCGAGGCACAAAACUGUAGACCGACAGAGUAUGUUUGCGUGAACAGUAACCUCGUGGGAAAAAUAAGUUCUUGCGAUUACUCUCCUUUUUUACACCAUGACAUUAGUGAACAGUACACCAACAAUUACCACAACAACAAAAAACAAUAUCCGAAUAAACCCAAAACUGCUAACCGAAACAAUAGCCCAAAUAAAUGAAAACAAUAAAAUAGUAUAACGAGUGAAACGGAACAACACCAGAACAAACCGAAAACAGUAACCCACCCGGCCCAUAAGCCAAAACAGUUACCGAAUUGUAAACUAGAGCAAUACACCCAAAUAAACCGGAACAACAAAAAAAGAAAAACAGAACUAUGCAUUAACAUGAACAGUAAUCCGGAAGAAAUACAAAAAAACAAUUGACACUCCUCCAUCGACCCAGAACAGUAAAACCAGCGACACAGAACAAUACCUGAAUAAAUCAGAAACAUUAACCUAUCCGAACCAUAAACCGAAAUAGUACCUGAAUUGUAACCUAAAACAAUACACCGAGUAAACCAAAAUAACAAAAAUAGUAAAUUAGCACUAUGCAUGCACGUGAACAAUAAUCCUGACAAAAUU
Molecule: messenger RNA, 5165 nt
Organism: Aegilops tauschii subsp. strangulata
Lineage: Eukaryota; Viridiplantae; Streptophyta; Magnoliopsida; Poales; Poaceae
Molecular function (GO): protein binding
Source: RefSeq, a predicted model, not a curated record